UCUUUCAGGGGGGAAGAUUUAGCAUCUAGCACAGACCGAUCAUGGCGACCCUUGGCAGUCGUGGAAAUCGUCUUGACAAUUCUCCUAACAGACAAUUAAAAUCUGUUUUAGCAACUCCAGAGAAAGUCCGUGAACUUCUUAACGCAGGUGUGUUGUCGGAUGAAAACAGAUCAACUGGUGUUCAGGGGGAGCUGGAUAAGGUGGCACCGAACGGCAACAGUCAAGUUCCUUGUGAAGCGUCUAACAAAGAAGCCUUUUUCACAAGAGUGGAGUCCUACUCUUGUUUGAGAUGGGCAGGAAAGCCUCGGACUCUCUCCCCCCUGAAGUGUGCCAGCUAUGGCUGGAUCAACGUGGGAUGUGACAUGUUGAAAUGUUCAAGUUGCCAGGCUUUCCUCUGUGCAUCACUACAACCAACCCUGGACUACCAGAAAUAUGAUUCCCGGAUAGCAGAGAUAACUAGACAACUACAGACACAGCAUGAGAAGUUUUGUCCAUGGCCAGACUUUCCAUGCCCAGACCGGUUCUGGCUUGUCCCGGCGAACGAGCCAUCAGUGCUGCUCAGUGCUUUCCUGGAGCGCUUUCACACCACCUGUCUCCUGGAGCAGCAGCUACCUGCCAUGAAGCCAGAACAGCUUAAAACCAUGUCUUUGACGGAGGAUGUGAUCAGCGUUCUACUGCAGUUGAUUGAGGAGGAACAGAAGAAGCAGGGCAGGUCCCCUCUGAAGUCCACCUCUGAGGCCCUGGCUGUCCAGGUGGCUGCCUGCAUCGUGGCCCUCUGUGGCUGGACUGGAAGCUCCGCUCUGCACACCAUGAGCCUACCCCUCCUCACCUGCUCCUUCUGCAUGCGCAAAGUGGGUCUGUGGAACUUCCACCAGAUGGAGGGAACAGGAAAAGAGGUAGAGGGAGACGCCCCAAAGUCCCCCACCACCCCGACGUCAUCUACACCCCUGCCUGCACCCGAGGCCCAGGGGGACAGGAAGACUCCCACCUCGCCCUCGCCUUCUACUCCCUACCGAAGGGGGCUGCGGAGCCAGGACAAGACCAGAGGCUCAGAGCAGUCUGUGGGCAGUCUGUCCCCCAUGGUGGUCCGCACCCGCAGCAGGGACUCUCCCAGCCCCAGCGAGGAGCAGCCCAGCCCUCUGCCCAGGGGGAAGAGGCCCAUGACCGGGGGCCGAGGCCAGGGGGAGGGGACAGGGAGCGAGGGGACUGCUUCGGGGGGCUCCAGUCCCCAACGCAACCCCAAACGCAUGUGCCUCUCCUCAGCCAGUAGCCCUGAGGGCCCCCUGCAUAGGAGUGUGUUUGACCCACUAGCCCAGCACAGAGACUGGUGCCCCUGGGUGAAUGUAGGCAAGGAGAACACCCAGCCCACUGGUGGUGUACCCCUGCUGGGUCAAGAGGGAGAGCACCAGCAGGGCUGGAAGGCCGCACUCACUCUCCUCCUCCCCAUGAAGAAGUGCUUCAGCCCAAACAAGGCAGCCAGUCCCCUACAGGGUCCACAUGACAAGUCUAAAAGAGUGUUUGCUAUAUUCCGUCAGUGGCAGGUAUCUUCCCCAUCUCAGUAAGGUCUUUCUCUCUCCACCCCAGAGACAGGGUCAUCGUGACAUUCUCCAUUGAUAUUCUUCCCUGUGGUAUGCUGUACUGUACUAGUUGCACUGACAGUGGUUUCAUAUCCGUGUAUUUCUCCCAUCCGUUAAGUCUGGUUUACAAUCGUGGGGGGGGGGGGGGG
Messenger RNA from Salvelinus fontinalis (brook trout), 1726 nucleotides. Its product is annotated as zinc finger C3HC-type protein 1-like. Bases 42 to 1562 code for a protein of 506 amino acids. The transcript is spliced from 10 exons. Lineage: Eukaryota; Metazoa; Chordata; Actinopteri; Salmoniformes; Salmonidae. The record is from RefSeq and is a predicted model, not a curated record. Gene Ontology annotation, molecular function: zinc ion binding. Gene Ontology annotation, cellular component: nucleus.